AAGUAAUAAUGUUUUUUUAAGGAUUCGUUUUAAUAUUUGAAUAUUUUGAAUUUGAAAAAGUAUUUAAUAAAGAAAUGAUAUUAGUUAAAUAAUUAUUUAGAAUGGGCGAGAAGAAGUUUUUAACACUUGUAUGAUCAAAAAUUUGUAAAAUUAACCUCAAAAACAUAACCUAUAUAUAUGCAUAUAUAUGUAUGUAUGUAUAUAUGUAUAUAAAAUUGCAGAUCAAUAAUUAUAUCAAAUUCCAUAACAAGAAAUAAAGAAGCAAUACACUAAAAGUAAUUUUUUUAAAUUUUAUCUAAAGGAAAGACGAAUAAAAAGCAAGAGUGUUUUCAUUACUGAAAAGCCUAAAAAAAAUAUUAUAAAGUAGAAAAACGACGAUCGUUUCGUGUUUGUAGGGAAAAUUGUGAGUUGAUGAUCCGACCGUAGGGCCGAUCUUUGAAAAAGAAUAAAUUCUCGAUCAGUCGUAGAGUUCGGCGAAUUUAUUUAGGGAUGGGGUCGUAAGUUUUGGUCACAGGAAUAAUUGGAUAAUUCGCGUUUUACGAAGUGCGCUAAGUACGUUGCGCCGUGUUGCGCCGUUGACACUCGUCGUCCACACAACAGAUUUGGUAUUAACAAGAAAAGUAUUUGAAAUUUAUAAACUUGAAGAUAAGAUGGCCACAAACACUGUCGACGACCAAUAUUUCUACGAAGACGUCGUUUACAGGGUUGACAAGAAGAACAAUGUUGAAUUUGGCAUUAUUAUGGAAAAUGACGAUCAGGAUAUGUCCGAUGACAGUUCUGCCAACGAGGAAAGUCCUAAAAGAAAAAAAGGAGAAAUCCGCGUAGUAUGGCAUCCUUCCGGUGUCGAGGAACUCGUUAAUUCCAAAAAGGUUCAUCUUGCAGAUAGAACUUUAAUGCCAGGAGAUGUUGUGCGGCGUAUGAUAAAAGGAAAAGAUACUCAGAGAGGUUAUUGUAGAGACAUUGAACUCUCAGCAUGUGUUCAAGUCAUUGGUUCAAAGCAAGUUCUCACGAACAUUAAAAGCGAGGAUCUGGUUCCACUCGAGGAAUUCGCAACAGACAUUGCAGUUUGUAUGGAUUCAUGGGUCGGUGGAAUCAGAAUUGUUCAUUUUAAAUUGUGGCUGGCCACUCCCGAUGGAUCUCGAUGUGUCAUUAAUGAAAUGGAUGCACGAGGUUUAGAGAACUUUGAGGAAAAACGGGAUAACGAGAACGAUUUCCCGCAUUCCUCGGAAUUCUAUCCUGGUCAAAGUUUAUGGGGACCUGUUCACUGUCUUGAAGACGCGCAAUGGAUUCAAUGCACAAAAGAAAUGAAAGCGAAACGUAAAUCAAAGCCACAAAGAAUUACAAAAGUAAUUGUUGAAAAAGUGGAAACAGAUUGGGUAGGUGUACAUUGGCAGUGUAGGGCAUAUUCAAAAGACGGAGUAUGGUCGGAUCAAGCUCAACCAAAAUUCGUAGUAGAAGGGGAAGAUCUCAAGAAAUUGAAAUUAUUAAACGUUUUCGAACCGUCAACACUUCAAAUUGGUGAUCGUAAUUUCUAUGUAAUUAAAGACAACGAAAAUGUUAUAACACGGGAACAGUGGAGAAAACAGCAGAAAGAAAAUUACCAAGUUCCUAAACACAGUCCAAGGAAAACGCGUUUCAGUGCUGCGAAAUGUUUAGAUGAUAAAACAAAGGACAAAGAUAGAGAGAAAUUAAAAAAUUCAACUUUAGAAAUUAAUUCUCAAAAUCAGCGACGAGGCAAUUGUACUCAAAGCAACUUGACAUCAGCUCCUAGUAAUGUUUUAGUACCUCCGUCACUACAUCAGCGGGCUGAGAGUUCUGAUGAAUGGGAUACGGAAGAUACUGGUUCUCAGAGCGACACUACUUCGAUAUCUAGUGGCUGUUCAAGUAUGUCUUCAAUGGGAAGGAAGAAAAAGGGUCCAGCGUUGAUGACAAAAGUUCUUAAGAAAAAAAAACUUUGUAAAGCGAGAAAAAAAGUGCCACCUCCACUUUUACUACCUGGUACUAAAAUAGUUGUGGAAACGUUAUCAACAAACACUAAAGCCAAUGUUGUUUGGCAGGAUGGAUCUGUUGAAUUUGGAAUUCCUUCAACCCAAUUGUAUCCAAUUCACCAUUUAGACGAUAAAGAAUUCUUCCCUGGAGAUUUUGUUGUUGAUCAGAAGGAAGAAUCAAGAAUGUAUGGAGUGGUUCAAAGUGUUGAUCAUCAAGGACGAACUGCAAAUAUUAAAUGGUUUAGAACUUAUACUUCUAGUCAAAGUCCACAGCCAAUAUUUAUAGAAGAGCGAGAAGUGAGUGUUUACGAUCUGAAGGAUCAUCCAGAUUUUCAAUACAGACCUGGUACACGAGUGAUUCGGAUAGCCAAUUUUGAAGGAGAGGAUGCGAAUUGUACAGCAGGUCAAGUAUUAGAUAAUUAUCCGGAGGGAAGAGUAAAAGUGUGGUGGAUUGACAGUCACAUCAGCAUGUGCUGGCCCCAGGAUCUUUAUAAGGUAGGAGAAUAUGACAGCGACGAGGGAGAGUGGGACGAUGUAUCUUCUGAUGCUUCUUGGGAAACUGAGCUUGAAGAUUGUUUCAUUGCCGACACUGAUUCAACUGAGCAAACGGAGAAUAUUAAACCAAAGUUAGCAGCUCAUAUAGAAAAAGCCCGAAAAGCAAUGUCCAGACUGGAGGAAAUAUUCACCCAAAAUCCAUCAUUGCAAACGACUGAGGUAAUGAGAAAAUUACUCGAAGUCUACAAGGAUUGUCGAUACAUGGAUAAAUUAAUGGGAACUUCUUUCUUUCAUGAAAGUCACUUCCAGGGAUUACUCGAGAGAGUUCGUGAGCGAGGGCGAGCCAAUGUUGCUCAAAGAAUGGCCGAUCAAGUAACCAGACUAUUUACUCAUCAACCAGUGGGUUCCGAAGAAGAAAUUAAUCCAAAUUUACAUAGUGAAAGUGCUCAAGAUGUGUCUGAAAAUGCAAUCGUGAAAAUUAAUAAUGAAUCAAUCGAAUCUUUCGAAGGUGAUGAGAAGAAGGAAUGUCAAGAACACGGGGAUAUAAAAAAUCUCUUUAUUAAUGUUAAUCCAAAUCCUGAGGACUCGGGAUUAUUCUCGGCGGACAAUUCAAAGAAGGAGUCAGGCUCCAGCGAGUCGAGUGGGGAAUUUCUGCUCAGUGAAGAUGCCAAUCGUACACUUUUUGCCAGGGAAAAUAUUGACUCUGAGAAAGUUGGUGUACAAGAACUAAAAUCUCAAGAACCUAUUAAUUACUAUCUUGGAAGUUCACAUGUUUGUGUGAAACUAUGCACGUUGAUAAAAGCGCAAUUAGUCCUAGCUCACGCGGAAGUCACGAAAAGAUUCGGUCUAUCAAAAAUUUCAUUGUCAGACGCUACGAAAAACUCGUCACCAGCUAAUAUCCCCCAAAAGGAGGAAGAGAAGAAUUUGAAACCUGUUUUGAUCGAAGAAACAUUAGACACUUCGGUUGAGAUUCCUCCACUGAUUUAUACUGAAGGUGAAGGUUUUACGAUCGAUGAAACAGCUCCUGAUUGUCAUAAAUUUAAACUCACCAUGUUCCAACCAACAGAUCCAAGCAAUUUCUUUAGAACUGUUUCUAAGGAAAUCAAGCUAUUAAAGAGUUCACUUCCGCCAGGAAUAUGGGUAAAGGGAUUUGAAGAUAGGAUUGAUCUUUAUUCAGUUAUGUUCCGAGGUCCAGAAAAAACUCCUUAUGAAGAUGGACUUUUUCUCUUUGACUUUCAAUUAUCCGCUGAUUAUCCAGUUGCGCCUCCAUUGUGCCAUUAUAUUUCCUAUUGCAGUGACAGGUUAAAUCCCAAUCUGUACGAGGACGGAAAAGUGUGUAUUAGUUUAUUAGGAACAUGGGCUGGUCGUGGAACAGAAGUCUGGACAAGUUCGUCGACUCUUUUGCAAGUAAUCGUUUCAAUUCAAGGUCUUAUCCUUGUGCCGGAGCCUUAUUUCAACGAAGCUGGCUUCGAGAAACAAAGAGGAUCACAACAAGGACGUGAAAAUUCGAGAAUGUAUAAUGAAAUGGCUGUGUUAAAACUGGUGCAAGCACAAACUAAACUUUUGCAACAUCCGCCGCCUAUUUUUAAUGAUAUUAUUGUCGAGCAUUUCAAACGUCAUGCCGAGAAACUUGUCGAGAGGUUGGAUUGUUGGAUGGAAAUUUCUGAACAUCACAAUAAUCAACACCCAUUAUCUCCUUGUACUCCAACGAAGUUCAAAGAAAUCGCUGAAGUUGAUGAAUCAAUUUUGCCUGAAUUCCCUCUGAUACCGGCUUCGAGAGGUUUCUGCAUCACUCUUAGGAAAACUUUAGUAACAUUUAAACGUACUCUUAUAAAAGAAGAUGUAGUCAAAUUACCUAACCUACCAGAAGUGGAUGAUUCUCUUAUUUUUACUCAAGAAAAUGAAAAUUCUCCGCAAAAUCAAUCGACAAACACUGAUUUUUAUAAUAGGAGUGAGAUGGAAGAAACUGAUUCUCACUUGACGUCAUACAUUCAACAGCAAGCAGAUGUUGUAGAUUCUCUUUCAUCUACGGGUAGUCUAACGUCUAUUACGAACGAGACGAAAAAAAAUUCAUCUAAGCAAAAUUCUAGCUAGCCUCAAGGUAAAUUUAAGCACCUACUAUGCGAAAAUAAUUUGGCGUUCAUUUUAAUAUUACAUAUUAAAUUAACUGUAAUAUAACAAUUUUUCAAUUCUUAUUCACGUACAUUUAAAAUAUAUCAAAUUUUAAGAAACUUAUUUUCAAACAUUUAAUUAAAUUAACACAAAUUAAUUUAAUUAAUUUAAAGAAAUGGAACUUUGAGUUGUAAAUCACAUGAAACGAAAGUAUUGCUUAAAAAUAGAGUAAAAAGAAAACAAAAGAUACUGAAAACGAUUUAUUAUGUAAAUUCAAGUCUGCUUUGACCGUUUGUUGGUAAAAGUAACAAGUUUAGCAAUAUUUAUUUUGUAACCUAAAUCAACGCCGAAAACACCAUGUGCAUUUAAUUUCUUGUAAUUAUCAUUGAAAAACAAUUGCUAGUCGAAUAA
This is a messenger RNA of Leptopilina heterotoma, 5006 nucleotides long. Its product is annotated as (E3-independent) E2 ubiquitin-conjugating enzyme UBE2O. Bases 651 to 4577 code for a protein of 1308 amino acids. The transcript has 8 exons. Lineage: Eukaryota; Metazoa; Arthropoda; Insecta; Hymenoptera; Figitidae. The record is from RefSeq and is a predicted model, not a curated record.